Molecule: messenger RNA, 2430 nt
Organism: Wyeomyia smithii (pitcher-plant mosquito)
Lineage: Eukaryota; Metazoa; Arthropoda; Insecta; Diptera; Culicidae
Exons: 1
Coding region: 1-2430 (809 amino acids)
Biological process (GO): DNA integration
Molecular function (GO): nucleic acid binding
Source: RefSeq, a predicted model, not a curated record
AUGGCUCAAUUUGAUCCCAUGGGAUUCCUCACACCGAUUACCGUAUGUGGAAAAAUGUUGGUCCAGGAUCUUUGGAGAAAUGGCUGUGAAUGGGAUGCUAGGAUCGAUGAAGUAUCGUUCCAGAAAUGGCUGCGCUGGAUACAGAUGAUGCGAAACGUUGGGUCGUUCAAGCUGCCAAUGAGUUAUUUUGGAGGUGCAAAGUCUAACGAAAUAACGAAUCUGCAGUUGCACGUAUUCGCUGAUGCUAGCGAGACAGCGUACGGGUGUGUAGCGUAUUUCAGGGCGAUCGUGCAAGGAGAAGUAAGGUGUGCGUUGGUCAUGAGCCGAUCUAAGGUGGCACCACUGAAGCAGAUCUCGAUCCCUCGACUAGAGCUUCUGGCUGCUGUUUUGGGAGCACGGUUGUCGCGGGCUGUGCUCGAGAACCACAACAUCGUUAUUGGGAAAAUUGUUUACUGGAUCGACGCGAGCGUAGUGCUAUCGUGGAUUCGAUCCGAUCAGCGAAGGUACAGACAGUUCGUGGGGUUCCGGAUUGGCGAGAUUCUUACUCUGACGAGGUUAACCGAUUGGCGCUGGGUACCGACCAGAGUUAACGUUGCAGACCAGCUUACGAAGUGGGGCAAGGAUCCGGAUAUGCAUCCUAACAGUUCAUGGGUUCGCGGACCAGCGUUUUUGUACCAAAGUGAAGAAGGGUGGCCGAAAAGAGAUCUGCCGCCGGCAAACACGACAGAGGAACUGAGAAUCCAUCUAUUGCUGCAUGAGGUGAAAGGAUCGGAUGUUCUCGUGGAUCCUGGCCGCUUCUCUAAAUGGACGGUGUUAGUACGAACUAUGGCGUGCGUACUUCGUUUCGUAUCGAAUUGUAAAAGAAAUGUUGCCGGGUUGCCGAUUGAGGUACUGCGUGCAACGAACAAGCAGGCGAAGGUACUUAAGUUAAGAAAAGGCGCGUCGAUCAGGCGGCCGCUUCAGCAAAGCGAGUACCAACAAGCGGAACUAUUUUUGUUGAAAAUGACGCAGGUGGAAAACUUUAUCGAUGGACUGACGGUACUGAAACGAAACAGGGAUCGUCCGACUGAUCAGUGGAUAACCAUCGAAAGGUCUAGUCCGUUGUACAAACUGACUCCGUUGCUCGAUGAGAGUGGCUUGAUCCGCAUGGAGGGACGAGUUGAGCGAGCAGACUUUCUUCCGUUUGAUUUACGUUUUCCAGCGAUUCUGCCGAACAAUCAUAGAAUUACGUGGUUGAUUGUUCAACAUUAUCACGAGAGGAGUGGACAUGGAUACCGCCAGGCGGUGAAAAACGAGCUGAGGCAAUUGUAUUACAUUCCACACGUGGAUGCGGUAGUUCGAAAGGUAUUGUCUUCAUGCGUUUGGUGCAAGGUGCAUCGUAGUCGGCCUCAAGUUCCGCGUAUGGCUCCGCUGCCGGUACAGAGACUUACGCCAAACCUUCGUCCGUUCAGCUUCGUUGGAGUCGAUUUGGGACCGUUUGAUGUUACUGUUGGGCGCCGAACAGAGAAACGGUGGAUCGCGCUGUUUACCUGUCUGGUAACACGCGCGGUGCAUUUGGAAGUGGCACACGGGUUGACUACUCAGUCGUGCCUAAUGGCAGUAUAUCGGUUCGUGGGUCGUCGUGGUUGGCCGUGCGAAUUCUUUUCCGAUAACGGAACCAAUCUGCGAGGAGCUAGCAAAGAAGUGCUAGAAGUUGUUCGGGGAAUAGGAGACGACUGCGCCGAUCAAAUUACAAACGCUCGGACAAAGUGGACGUUUAAUCCGCCAGCAACACCCCAUAUGGGAGGCGUAUGGGAGCGUCUUGUACGUUCAGUGAAGGAGAUGCUGACGGCUCUUGACGACGGUAGGCGUGUAACGGAUGAGAUUCUGCAAACAACUAUUGUCGAGGCGGAGGACAUAAUAAAUUCUCGUCCGCUCACCUACGUUUCACAGCAGACAGAGGAAGCUGAAGCACUCACCCCGAACCACUUUUUGAGGGGUACCUCACCGAACCAGCCUUGCGCAGGUUCACCAGUUGUACACACAGCAAAAGCACUUCGGGACGCGUUUCAGCGUUCACAGCAGUUAGCCAACGUGAUGUGGGAGAGAUGGAUAAAGGAGUAUGUUCCCUCGCUAAAUCAGAGGACAAAAUGGUUCGGCGAGACUAGACCGUUGAAAUCUGGAGAUUUGGUGUACGUCGUGGAAGGUAACAGCCGAAAGUGCUGGAUUCGAGGAGUGGUGGAGGAACCCAUCGUGUCAGGUGACGGACGGGUUCGACAGGCAUGGGUGCGAACGAAAAGCGGAAGAUUCGAGCGAGCGACAGCGAAACUAGCAGUGAUGGAGAUUCAAGAAGGUAACUCUGAGCCGGAUAGCACUCUCGGGACAGGGUUACGGGCCGGGGAAUGCUCUGGCCACACUGGUUAUGUUUCAGCCGCGUCGCUGCAUGCUUGA